Messenger RNA from Triticum dicoccoides, 1624 nucleotides. Its product is annotated as C-factor-like. The record is from RefSeq and is a predicted model, not a curated record. The coding region runs from base 128 to 994 and encodes 288 amino acids. Gene Ontology annotation, molecular function: oxidoreductase activity. Gene Ontology annotation, cellular component: cytoplasm. The transcript is spliced from 6 exons. Lineage: Eukaryota; Viridiplantae; Streptophyta; Magnoliopsida; Poales; Poaceae.
CGUCCAGCCGCGCAUAUCCCGUCGCCUUCGCCGGCCCGAACCACCCCGCCAUUACUGCAACCCAACCAUGUGAUGCUGCGGAGGAGGCGCCAUUAAGCCACCACCACGCCCUCUCUUCCCAGGGACGAUGCGCGCGAAUACGCUGAGAGCAGCAAUGGCGACGGCCAGGAUGGCGCUGUCGUCGCCGGCAAGAGCGCUCUCGUCCGCGGCCGCGCACCCUCCCGCCUCCGGCGUGGCCAUGGUGCAGGGCGCGUCGCGCGGCAUCGGGCUGGAGUUCGUGAGGCAGCUGCUGCGGAGGAGCGACCAGGGCCGCGUCGUCGCGACGUGCCGCGCCCCCGACUCCGCCGCCGAGCUCCAGGAGCUGAGGCGGGAGCACGCGGGGCGCCUCACCGUGCUGCCGCUGGACGUCACCGACGAGAGCACCAUAGAGGCCGCCGCAGCCGCAGUUGGGGAGACCCACGGAUCCCUCGACCUACUGAUCAAUGCCGCCGGCAUCCUUUCGAUCCAAAAUGUGAUACAGCCAGAGACCUCGUUGAGCAAAGUUCAGAAGUCAUCCCUGCUACUGGCAUAUGAAGUCAAUGCUGUCGGUCCUAUUCUAGUCAUCAAGCAUAUGCGUCCGUUCCUGAAGAUUGGUGCGAGCUUGGAAACAGGGAAAGGUUUUUCGUUGGUUGCAAAUAUGAGCGCUAGGGUUGGCUCGAUUGGAGACAAUGCUCUGGGAGGCUGGCAUUCGUACAGAGCUUCUAAAACAGCACUGAAUCAAUUGACUAAGACUGCGUCAGUCGAGUUGGGCAAGAAGGACAAUAUCGCCUGCAUUUUGCUGCAUCCAGGAACUGUCGACACCGAUCUCUCACGGCCAUUCCAAAGAAAUGUGGCCAAGGAUAAACUCUUCACGAGGGAGUUCUCUGUGCAGAAGCUCCUGUCCAUCAUUGACAAUGCCAAGAAGACUGACAAUGGGAAGUUCUUCGCUUGGGAUGGCCAAGAAAUUCCUUGGUGACCACUGUUUUCCAGUCAGUGAUCAUUCUUGCCCCAAUCUUCUUCUUCAGAACCAGCUGCAUUUGCGCCUUGAAUUCAAAUCCAUGAACCCAGCUCUAGUAAGAUCUCUGAUAUGAAAAGCAUGCAAAGUUAUCCCCCCUUUCCUCUUCAUUUUCAACUACUUCAAAUUAUGCAUAUCUGAUGUUUGGCCCUGAGUACAACUUUAGAAGUCAAGCUUGUUCCCUGGUAUAUAUCUAUAAGCACUGGGGCCUACAGUCUACUAAAUAAAGUACACACACACUUGCAGUGGGAGCUUUCUUGUCUCCCAGUACAUGUCAAUUGCACUAAGCAAAUUCUGGUUCUGGUCAUAAGUAACCUCUUCAUAGCUGCGAUUUCUUUGUCCCAAUAAGUCAUACGCAACUUGUGGUUAGAUCCCAGCUUAAUAUCUUUGCACCAACAUCAACCUUCAAAUCGUCCCAAUUUGUGCUAUCCCUGUGAGCGAGUUUGUUUGGUACUCGGUCGAUUCAGUACGAAUCCUGGUGGCCGCUGGGGCAAUUUUGACAAAUCCUUGUAUGUUUGAUCAAUCUGAAUAUUGUAAAUGCUGGAGCUUCCUGUGGCAAAGAUCGAUCAAGCUGUAAUUGCUUUUGGCAAA